Messenger RNA from Gossypium arboreum, 624 nucleotides. RefSeq names its product protein MIZU-KUSSEI 1-like. Lineage: Eukaryota; Viridiplantae; Streptophyta; Magnoliopsida; Malvales; Malvaceae. Gene Ontology annotation, biological process: hydrotropism. The record is from RefSeq and is a predicted model, not a curated record. The transcript is spliced from 2 exons. Bases 1 to 624 code for a protein of 207 amino acids.
AUGUCCUGCCUAACAAUUGUUGCUGCCACCCACGUUACAAAUGGUGUUACCUCCGUUGAGUGCCACAAGCAAGUCCGUUCAUGGCGGAUUUUGUGCUCCCUUAUGGAACUCCUUAUUCCAACCUGCAACCGCACCUUCAACCACGGUACCAUCUUCGGUUACCGUAGGGGAAAACUCAGCUUCUGUAUCCAAGCAAAUUCCAAGUCCAUCAACCCAUUUCUCCUCCUAGAGUUUGCAGUUCCUACAGCUGUUUUGGCUCGAGAAAUGCAGGGUGGUAUCCUCCGAAUUGCGCUGGACUGCACCGUUUCAGGGAAUUUUUCGAGCUCGGAUUCAGUAUUGUCGAUGCCAUUGUGGAAUAUGUACUGUAAUGGAAGGAAAGUUGGGUACGCAGUUAAACGCAGGCCAUCGAAAGCUGAUAUUGAUGCUUUUAGGCUCAUGAGUUCAGUCGUUGUUGGUGCUGGAAUGAUUCGUGGAAAAGAGCUUGAUAAUGAUGAUGAACUUAUGUACCUGUGGUCUAACUUUGAACGAGCUCGUGGUUCAUCUCAUACUGAAUCGUUCCGUUUGAUUGAUCCCGAUGGGAACAUCGGUCAAGAGCUUAGUAUUUCCUUUUACCGGUCAAGGUGA